Molecule: messenger RNA, 1828 nt
Organism: Marchantia polymorpha subsp. ruderalis
Lineage: Eukaryota; Viridiplantae; Streptophyta; Marchantiopsida; Marchantiales; Marchantiaceae
Source: the annotation of a GenBank genome assembly
GGAAUGCGAAGUAGCUGUGGGGAUGUGGUGCGAUAGGUUAUUAUGUUUCAGUUGCGAUAAUUGACAGCCGGUGACUGCUCGAAGCAUGAUGGCUUUGGAUGGUACUAGUGGCGGAGCGUGUGCACGGAGCUCGCCCACGCGAUCUAGCUGCGUGACCGAAACAAAGAUCGGUUCUCAUCACUUCACAAUUCAUGGAUACUCUCUCGCCAAGGGAAUGGGAGUGGGGAAGUAUAUUGCAAGUGAAAGCUUCACAGUCGGCGGUUAUCAAUGGGCUAUCUACUUCUAUCCAGAUGGAAAGAGUGUUGAGGAUAAUUCUUCGUAUGUUUCGGUUUUUAUCGCUCUUGCCAGUCAGGGCACUGACGUACGCGCUCUUUUCGAGCUAACUUUGGUGGACCAAAGCACAGAUGCGAAGCACAAGGUGCACAGUCAUUUUGACCGCUAUUUGGAGAAUGGACCCUACACACUGAAGAACCAUGGAAGUAUGUGGGGAUACAAGCGGUUCUUCAGACGGGCCGUCCUAGAGACGUCUGAUUUCCUGAAGAAUGAUACCCUUGCUAUAAUCUGCACUGUGGGUGUUGUUGUGUCAUCUACCCAGGGUCCGAAUUUGUAUUUUAUCCCACUUCCGGAGCCAGAUCUAGGCACUCACUUCGGUUCUUUAUUAGAUAGCGGAGAAGGCGCGGAUGUCACUUUUGAAGUUGAUGGCGAGGUUUAUCAAGCACACAAGUUGGUGCUGGCUGCUCGCUCACCAGUGUUCAAGGUGCAACUAUACGGGCCUACGCGUGAUCACAAUGCUGGAACAAUAAAGAUUGAAGAUAUUGAAGCUCCCGUAUUCAAGGCGAUGCUAAACUUCAUCUACACGGAUUCAUUGCCGGACAUUCACAAGCUGACGGCUUCAUGUUCUUCAUCUUCGACUUUGGUGACAUUUCAUCUGUUAGCUGCUGCAAAUCGAUACGGGCUGGAUAGGUUGCGCAUUUUUUGUGAAUCUAAACUGUGCGAGGAGGUCAGCACAGACACCGUGGCCACUACACUCGCGCUCGCGGAACAAUAUCAUGCGUCACAGCUUAAAGCUAUUUGUCUCAAGUAUGCAGCAGCGAAUCUUGCAGCCUUCAUGCAUUCAGAUGGAUUCGAGUAUUUGAAAAACUGUUGUCCAACCCUUCAAUCAGAGCUUCUAAGAGAAGUGGCGAGCGUUGACGAGGAUGUAGGUACAGGGAUUAGAGAGAGAAGUGUAUGGGGUCAACAUUCGGAUGGUACCGAUGCCAAUGGGCGACGAAUGAGGCAGAGGACCUAGCCAAAUCACUUGGAGGCUGUCUUGCUUGUCAUUAUUUUCAUCCAUUACUACACAGCUAGCUAGCUAUCAGCAGUUCUGGACUCUGGUACUGGCUUCGUCUAUAUGGUCAACAUCAUAAUCUAUGAUGUCAACGUUCUUUCACUCAGUUCAAAAUGCAAUAUUGUCGGAAGGGCUCAAGUAGUCACCGUCGUUUUGUCAGUGGGAACGCAUGCAGCGUAUAUUGUGAACGAAUAUAUUGCAACUGGGGGCACCAGAGAAUUUUUUUAUUAUUCCAGUUCUUGUCCAGAUGAGAGGUGAAUUGGUGAAAGUGUUUGGAUGUUAGGGAAGUAGUGAUCUUUACGCCGUCGGAAGUCUCUUCCGCUUUGUUUUCACACUGAGGUAUCAAGCCACGAGGGAAUUUCUUGUUGAAACCCAUUCCACACCAUUUGAGAUACCGAUGCCGAUGCCCGUCUUCCCGAGCAGCUUAGCCUUGUCAUUUUAAUGUUGAGGAAACUUUCAUCUUCUGGACGAUCCAAUGCACUGCUGCAGUUUACAUUGUUC